Fomitopsis serialis is the source of this 1059-nucleotide messenger RNA. RefSeq lists its product as uncharacterized. NCBI's taxonomy places the organism in Eukaryota, Fungi, Basidiomycota, Agaricomycetes, Polyporales, Fomitopsidaceae. The transcript is spliced from 4 exons. The record is from RefSeq and is a predicted model, not a curated record. The coding region runs from base 1 to 1059 and encodes 352 amino acids.
AUGCAACACCUCCCGACUCUUCAGCAGGAAGAUGAGCUUAGCGAUGACGACGACGACGACGACAUGCAGCGGGAUGCCCUUCUCGCUCUUCUCGCUCUUGGCGCACUCGAAUCUCGUGAAGGGCGGCGUGCUCACCGCCGCGACCACUACCUCACUCGUGCAGAGCUCUUGCCUGACCCUCGUAUUGACACACCCUGGCAACGACUUUGGGAAACCCAGAGCGACCGUGCCUUCAUAACCACUAUGGGCGUCGAUGUCGAGACCUUCCACUACCUCCUCGACAACGGCUUUACACGGGGGUGGAACUCUACUGCCAUUCCUCGGUCCGACACGAACCCUCGCGGGCAACCUCGUCUCGGUCGCCGCUCAUUGGAUGCUGCUGGUGCACUCGGUUUAUACCUGCACUACCUUGGCUCUUCGAUGACGGAGGUUUCACUGCAAGAGAUCUUCGCACUCAUCCCGGGCACGACCAACCGUUAUCUUCGAUUCGCGCGCAGCCUGAUGCUGACUGUACUGCGAGAAAUACCGGAGGGGAGGGUGGCAUUUCCGAAGGAUGACGAGUACAAUGAAUUGUCACGUUUGGUAUCCGAUGACCCAGCGAUCGAAAAUGCAACAUUCAAUGGUUGGUUACACGACCAUUACACGAGUUGUGUAUUGGUGUUCUCUGCUCAGGUUGGCACGAUGCAAGGGUCGCGCGACCGAUCUAUCAGCAGUUGCGAGACGAAGUACCGGAAGGAUAUUACCUUGUUGCAGACUCCGCUUUUCCGCGUGGUACUGCAGAAGUUGCAGGGCGAAUCCGAGCUGCACGUACCGAUGGCGCGGAACUCCCUAACGAUCCACACGAGCGAGCAGCCACACUUGCCUUCGAUAAUCAACUAUUGUCGUACCGCCAAACUGUGGAAUGGGGCAUGCGCCAGCCAAAUACGCAAUGUGUACGAACCACUGUGGAAGAGGUCCGAAGCAGCAGAGCUCUGGGAUAACUACGAGAGAAUGGUGAUUCGGGACAUUCGCAGAGGUGAUCGGGUCGCACGUUACCAUCUCGGUGAAGCUACAGUGUGA